Annulohypoxylon truncatum is the source of this 3653-nucleotide messenger RNA. RefSeq names its product VIT-domain-containing protein. Lineage: Eukaryota; Fungi; Ascomycota; Sordariomycetes; Xylariales; Hypoxylaceae. The transcript is spliced from 2 exons. The record is from RefSeq and is a predicted model, not a curated record. The coding region runs from base 548 to 3490 and encodes 980 amino acids.
UGGCUCCAACAACCAAUUCUAUGAGGAGAUGAGGUCGGCUGAUGAAUCACUCUAUACUUCUUCACAAUAUUUUCGAGGGGCGGAUUUGCGACCUUUGGUGAAUGCCUGAGCGAGCUUCCAAGCAAUCUGGGCCAUCAUGACCACGUCUCCGAUAGAUGGUGUAAAUGGCAUCGUUAAGGCUGAUUCAAAUGCGCAUUUGACACAUACGAUCGUACGAGACUUGAGUCAAAGAGCAAAGUAUCUAUCUAAUAAGAGAAUAAAUUAGGAGUCCUAUCUAUCAUGAAAAAGUGGUAGAUCCUCCAACAAGGUUGACUCCGAGGCAGUGUUUAAGGCGUUCUUGAUGGCUUAUUUGCAUUCGUGGCAGGGUUGCACUGCAGCCUGGAGGAUUCAGUUAAUCUAGGCGUCAUGUUGUCUCUCAUUAACCCCUCGAAGAUUAAAUACAUAACUGACUGACACUUCAAUGUCUUCCUUUACAUUCAUCUAAUUGUCGCCCUUAUUAACGAUUCUAGUACCCAGGCACAAUUAUUUGCAAUUCAAUCCGUUGAUCAUGACCGUCUUCUCUGCAGGUAUCGUUUGGGAUCCACGGGAGCCCCUCCCAGCCGACAUAGAGAGGCAAUCCCAUGUGGACGGAUCGUAUCAUAGUUACACGCUGUCCGAGAAACAAACUGUCAAGGAACUCCCGGAUAAUAUUCUCAAAGAGCCCACAAGAAAUCUAUUAUCGCCCCUGUCUGUUUCGAUCAACGGCCGUAUUGUGGAUGACGCGGCCCGAGUAACAGUAUCGCAGGUUUUCUGGAACAAUGCUGAUAUCCCUAUACCCAGAGCGUCCUAUGUAUUCCCCUUGCCCAAUGGAUGUACAGUCACAAGCUUCAGCUGUCGAAUUGGCCGGGAUAAAACCAUAAGAGCCAAGGUUAAACCCAAGGCUGAAGCUCGAGAGGCCUUCCGGAAAGCGGUUGCGGCGCAGCGAACUGCUGCUUUGCUAGAGCAGAAUACCCCUGAACUUUUCACAGCCUCUUUAGGAAAUAUUCCUGUGGACACGAGACUCGAAGCUGAGCUCACAUACGUUACUCUAUUGAAACGACAAUUCUCACAGGAGAAGAACGUUACAGAGUUCUCCAUACCAACAGCUAUUGCGAGUAGAUAUGGAAGUGCUCCUUCAGAUAUCCGUGGAAAUCUCUCCGGAGAAGCACCAAGCUCAUUCACCCUCCAACUUGAGAUCAUGGAGUCCAAGAAAAUCAUCCAAAUCAAAAGCGACACCCAUAAAGUUCUACUAGAUCACGGCCUCGACAAAUGCAAAGCCUCGAAUUGGGUAGAUCUCUCGAGGAAGAAUCAGGGGUCCCGCAUAGAUGCCGCCGUGGUUAAGUUAGACUCUAAUCUGGGAUUUUUACACGAAGACUUCAUUCUUACCAUCGAAACAAAUUGCCCUAGCACGGUGGAUCAUGCUCACGCCUGGCUUGAGUCGCACCCAUCCCUUGAAAAUCAAAAGGCUAUGAUGAUCACCAUCCCCUCUUCGCUCAUGUUGGAGAGCAAGGAAACGCCUAAGACAGGAGAGGUCAUCUUCUUAGUUGAUAGAUCCGGUUCCAUGGAAGACAAAAUUGAGGCGGUGAAAUCUUCCCUCCAGUUUUUCCUCAAGGGGAUCCCCGUUGGCCGGAAAUUCAAUAUCUGGUCCUUUGGAUCAACCUACAAAAAGCUCUGGGAUAAAUCACGAACUUACAGUUCGGAGUCUCUGCAGCUAGCGCUUGAUUAUGUGAAAGAGCUAAAGUCAGAUAUGGGAGGUACCGAGUUACUACCUGCUCUCACUGCAAUGAUUGCCAGCAGAGAUAAAUCUUGCCCUUGCGACAUGAUCGUAUUAACAGAUGGAGAAGUAUGGAGACUCGACCAAACCUUGAGGCUUAUCCAGGAUACCAGAACCGAUUCGCGGGGAGCGGUGCGAUUCUUUUCACUAGGAAUCGGUGCCCAUGUCUCACAUGCGCUGGUACAAGGAAUCGCAUCUCGGGGCGGGGGUUAUUCUGAAGUUAUCCCUAAAGCGAGUACAGGUGGUUGGGAAGACCGCGUUGUUGCUAUGCUAAAAGCGGCCCUCACAACCCAUGUUAACACUCUAGGAGUCAAGCUCAACGGAAAGGACAGUUAUGACCAAUUUUUAGCAUCGCCAGCUAUGUUUGGGGAUCUCAAUCCCUUCCAAGGAAACAGGGUAUAUUUACUCUCUAAACCGGACUCGCCAUUAGACAAGUUGAGAAGCGUUGUCAUUGAAACAAUCAAGUCUAACGGCGACCGAGAAUCUACUACCAUCCCAGUGACGACACUGACGCAACCCGAUACGAUAAUUCAUAAUCUUGGUGUACAAGCUAUCGUGGACGAGGUAGGACAUCCCGGAAAACAGGUCCUCUCAUCAACUCAAGCAACCGAACUUGCUUGCCGGUUCUCGCUUGCGUCUAAGUGGACGAGCUUCUUCCUUGAACAGGAAACCCCCAAACCCGAAGGUAACGGCAAAGGCAUCAUAGUACAUGAUGAUUUCAACGGCCUAGAUGAUCUACUUCAACCUCGGGGCACCAUACGAGAUACAAUAUCGGAGUCUGUUGGUCAAAUUAAACGAUACCCGGCACACGUUAGUACCAGGGCUUCGAACACUGCGAAUUUCGAUGCUGAGUUCAGCUCAGCAUCAAUAUACGAUCCUUUGACCGAGGACAGCUCUCCACGCGCACGAAUAAAGAGUGGGAGGUCCCGUCCCGCCGCUUAUCGAUUAUCUUCGAGAGUCGAAGCAGCAGAAAACCACGAAAUUUUCGGUGAGCCCAUGCAUGCUAGAAAGCAGGCAAAAAAAGCGAGAAUGGCGAUGGCGCCAGUAUUCGGUUGGAAGUCGCUGAUACUGUUGAUAGAUAGCCUGCCGGCGAAGGCGAGGAAAGUGGCUUCUAACGCCAAGGGUACACUCCAGGCCAGGUUGACAAGCAUCAAAAAUGCGGAGAUUCCUACGGAUCCAGCGACGCCAGUAGUUCCAGAGUCCAACUUAGACGCGAGCAAAGUCAACAACAAGACGGCGGGUCUCCACAGGGAAUUUGUGGCGAAACUUCUCUCGUACCAAAACUUCAACGGGAGUUUUAAUACCGACACGAAGUCUCUUCUAGGUCCGUCGUUGGCUAAAACUGCCGAGGAAAUAGAAAACCAUGUGAUGAAAAGCGGUACUGUUGGUGCUUCUGUGGCGGCAGGCCUCCUUACUUACACAGUCAUCGUCCUCCUCCUCCUCGAACGAGAUCUGCAAGACUGCAAAGACCUCUGGGACCUCAUGGCAACGAAAGCUACCCAUUACAUCUCUAACUUGGUGUCUGAGGACUCUAAGAGAAAUGAAUUCUAUGACCUCGCAAAGGGACAACUGGCUGGCAAAAGGUUUCCAAUAAAAGAUGAGAAUGCGAGUCUCACUGAUAAAGCACCAGCAGCUAUCAAAGAUCUUGAUAGUCAACAUCCAGAGCGAACUGUGGUGAAGGUUGCUCCGAUAGAGUAAAGGUUAUGAAUACCUGAUCGUAUGGAUGGGACUAGGAUGGUUGGAAAGGCGUUCAAUCAACAUGUGAUUUCUUGACAGUAUCCGACCGCUAUAGUCGGAAUUUCCACUCCUUAUUCAUGAAUUCCUGGCAUGCACAAUCGCUCACCUAAAAGUGAGUUGUGGA